GACCACAUUACUUUCCCAUCCUAUGAAGAACACACAGGGACAGCCAGUGCUGGCAUAUUUUCAUUCACAACAUCAACACAGAUCUCUCAUUCAGAAAGCAUCAUGGCAUGUAAGGAUCACAUAAACUCGUGUGUAAAGCUUCUGCUGCUGUCGGUGGUGUUGUGCGCGGCACGCGCCUCUGCUGACAGGACUAAAACUCUCGACUUCGAUGUUAAACCUGGAGGAGUUGUGCAGACUUUCUCUGCUAAACUUAAAAAGUAUAAAUGCACCUUCACAUACGCUUGUCAAGGAGGAACCAACGAGCAAUGGCAAAUGAGCGUUGGACUGAGUGACGAUGACCAGAUGUUUUCCUGUUCAGUAUGGAGGCCCCAAGGGAAGUCAUACUUGUUUUUUACCCAGUUCAAAGCUGAGAUAAAAGGAGCCAAGAUUGAGUAUGCCACCGCAUAUUCCCAGACGGCCGUGGGUGGACAGAGGGAUGUUGCUUUGAAGGAAGAAGAGUACAAUGUGUCGGAGUCUUCAGUGACCCACAGAGAAGGGAAAUUCCAUUCUGAGCUUUCCAAGCUCACUGUCAUUGGUCGGACACGCCAUGAUGAACUCUGAUUGGUCGAUCUGAAAGAGGAUUGUCCCAUCACUUGAGGACAUUUAUUUAACAGCUAUGGACACUCUGGCACUUAACUGCUCACUGUCAUAAGUCAAGCGAAGGGACGGGAAGUUAUGAAAGAAAGAACUUCCUGUGAUAGAAAAUUGUACAGAGAUUUUCUCUAGAGGCAUCAUUACAUUAAGAACUGGACUGAUCAUCUAAGGGAGGUAGAUGAAAAGUCUAUUAUCGGACAAUGUACAUACACAUUUAUUCAUAUUUGUGAGGUGAGAUGAAGGCUUCUUCAAAUUAAGUUCAGAGCAGUAGAUUGAUUUCUAUUCCUGGCAGCAUUUAUGGGUUUAGGGUUUCAGCCUGACUUUGACUUCAUACCUGCCAAUCUGAUUAUCAUGAGCGCAUUCAUGCUCAUACUUACUUUCUUAAGCUGGUGUAAUGGCACGCUUGUAGAGAAUUUCCGGUAAAUCUUUGGGGUAUGUCAGAAUCCUUUGAUUAUUUCUGCGGUGAAGGAAAAGACAGAAAAACAGUUACAUGAGUUCCUUUUUUUCCCAGUCGUGCUUUAUUCUGAUAGCUGAAGUACUGGAAUUUUUAAUAAAUCUGUUUUCAAAAA
This is a messenger RNA of Cyprinus carpio (common carp), 1202 nucleotides long. It is a transcript of the gene mydgf, whose product is annotated as myeloid-derived growth factor. The record is from RefSeq and is a predicted model, not a curated record. NCBI's taxonomy places the organism in Eukaryota, Metazoa, Chordata, Actinopteri, Cypriniformes, Cyprinidae. Gene Ontology annotation, biological process: positive regulation of endothelial cell proliferation; positive regulation of angiogenesis.